AUGCCACGUGAUCUUCCAUCCAACCUCUCAGCCCCAUUCGUUCCGCCAUCCCUAGCUCACCACUCCAUCACUCUCGCCAACUGGUCAAUAACCACGCAUGCCAGACUCGUUGUCGGCGCCCUGGUCUUUAGACGUCACGCUCCUUCUUGCCCACCACAAAUCCUCCUUGUCAAGCGCGCAUCUACCGAUUCCUUUCCCAACUUCUGGGAGGUGCCAGGAGGAAGUGUCGACAGCAGCGACAAGACGCUGCUAGACGCCGUGGUAAGAGAGGUAUGGGAGGAGACUGGAUUGCUUGUCAAGGGUUUUGUACAACAGGUGUGGGACGCGAACGAGGGGUCGAUAGAGGUGGAGUUUUUGGGCAGGCGAGGGGAGAGGUGGUGUAAGUUGAAUUUUAUAGUGGAGGUAGAGGAUGGGGAGGUGACGUUAGAUGCUGAGGAGCAUCAGGAUUGGGGGUGGUUUGAGAAGGGGGAGAUAGAAGGUUUAGAUUUCGUGAGUAAACAAGGGAUUGAGAUUGUCAUGAAUGGGUUUAGGGCGUUUGAGGCGCGGAAGUGA
Molecule: messenger RNA, 552 nt
Organism: Venustampulla echinocandica
Lineage: Eukaryota; Fungi; Ascomycota; Leotiomycetes; Helotiales; Pleuroascaceae
Exons: 1
Coding region: 1-552 (183 amino acids)
Source: RefSeq, a predicted model, not a curated record